AUGCCAAGUGCCAAACGAAAGAUGCAAUCACUACUAGAAAGGGGCCGGUCAUUCCUAACACCUACCGGAUCAUCAGCAAACUUCCAAGGCACAGCAGGAUUCACAAAGGCAUCUACAGAGACUGCACUAUUCCCCAAGCCAGAUCCAGCGGUUGAUGGAGAAGAGUGCCUACACGACUGCUCGUCAUGCAGUGUACACUAUCCUGCCAAGUUCAGUAUCGACGAAGAUGACAAGUUAUACGGCCACGUCAAUGGCUGGGAUACGCAUCUUAUUGUCGGCACCGGCAAGACAGACUGGGUCCGCGAUGUCGCUGAUGAGAAGGGUAGCGUGAUGCAAGCUGUUGGGAAGCACGGCCAGGAGAUCGAAAUGUCGAAUGGUCGAGGCAAAGGCAAGAUGAUGCUCUCGGCUUCCAACAUGCCUUCUGGCGGAGAGCACGGUGAUUGCGACAUUGAGACUGGAUCCGACUGCAUGCUUCUUCCUUCGUGGACGUUUAUCGAGAAAGUCAGACCAGAGCAGGUUCCUGCGCUCAUGUCUACGAUCGUGGCUACAUCCGCCUCAAAUCGCACAUUACUAUCUUCUAGCAGCAUCGCCAACGACUCCACAACUACACCCGAAACAUAUGAUUCAGCAGCUGACACGCCUAACGGUAAUGGCUCCUCAACACCAGUCGAGCUACCCACCCCAACCGCCCAACCCGUUCUCAAAAUGCCCCAAUUCACAACCCGCCCAAUCCCUCAUCGCGCCUUGAUCCUCAUGUGCAGCCACAAAACCCGCGAUGCACGCUGCGGCCAAUCCGCCCCUCUCCUCCGCAAAGAAUUCGAACGCAUUCUCCGACCAAUGGGCCUACACCGCGACCUGCACGACGCCCGGCCUGGCGGGGUAGGGAUCUACUUUAUCAAUCACGUCGGCGGACACAAGUACAGUGCCAACAUCAUGGUGUAUCGGAGGGCGGGCAGCAAGCAGACCAAAGCCGUCACGAGUGGAGCUGGUAAUGGCAACACGGAAGAGGAAGAGACGCUGCAAGACGAGGCUGUGCAAGGGAUCUGGCUUGCAAGAGUGAAGCCGGAGGAUUGUGAGAAUAUUGUGCGGUAUACAGUGCUGCAGGGGAAGGUGGUCAAGCCGGGGACGCAGCUGAGGGGUGGGUUCGAUCGGGAGAGGGGGCUGGCUAGCUGGUAA
Messenger RNA from Cyphellophora attinorum, 1176 nucleotides. RefSeq names its product Actin patches distal protein 1. The record is from RefSeq and is a predicted model, not a curated record. The coding region runs from base 1 to 1176 and encodes 391 amino acids. Lineage: Eukaryota; Fungi; Ascomycota; Eurotiomycetes; Chaetothyriales; Cyphellophoraceae. The transcript has a single exon.